Messenger RNA from Vespa crabro (European hornet), 3587 nucleotides. RefSeq names its product probable serine/threonine-protein kinase DDB_G0267686. Gene Ontology annotation, biological process: cell differentiation; regulation of transcription by RNA polymerase II. Bases 872 to 2968 code for a protein of 698 amino acids. NCBI's taxonomy places the organism in Eukaryota, Metazoa, Arthropoda, Insecta, Hymenoptera, Vespidae. The record is from RefSeq and is a predicted model, not a curated record. The transcript is spliced from 5 exons. Gene Ontology annotation, molecular function: RNA polymerase II cis-regulatory region sequence-specific DNA binding; DNA-binding transcription factor activity, RNA polymerase II-specific. Gene Ontology annotation, cellular component: nucleus.
AUAGUAGGAUGAGAGGAGUAGAAUCAAGUCGGAUGGUACACGUCGAAUGUCAACACGGAUACGCAGUUCGUCUUGGUUUACCUUUACGUACGGAUGUCUUUAACGUUUCUCUAUUCCUUUCGUGCGUAGAUGUAUGUACGUAGAGGUAGCAAGAGGUCGUCGAUCAGAGGGGGAGUCGAUUGAAAAAAAAAUAGUGCGAUCGAAACGUCGCGUUGCGGUUCCAAGGCGACAAAGGCCAAGAGAAAGGGAGAUAGAGAAAAAUAUAGAAAGAAAGAAGGAAGGAAGGAAAGAAAGAAAGAAAAAGGAGUGGUCGUAUAUAGAUCUCAAAGUGGCACCGCGAGCGCAUCACGGACAAGGAAGAGAGAGGGGUAGUCGAGAGGAAAAGGGAGGAGGUUUAGGUCGAGAUCGAGGAUCGGCCGGCGGGUAAGUGUGAUGCUUCGAAGAAGAAGAAGAAGAAGAAGGAGGAGGAGGAGGAGGACCAGAGAAAGAGAGAGAGAGAGAGAAGGAGCAAGCUGGAGGUGGAGACGAAGCUGAGGGUGGUGAUGGAGGAGACGAUGGUGGAGAAGGAUGUAUGGGAGUAAGGGGAAAGGAAGCACUUAAAGAAUUAUCCGAACUCGCAGGAGGGAUGGGAUUCCUCGCCAACACGUGCACCAGUUCUCAGGCCAACACCUAAUACCUACUAAUACCGUGCCGUGUAUCUAUCUACCCUUUUACCGCUCUGACGCGAAUCCUACGAGGCCAGGACUACGGAAAGAUUUUUGUGAUGGAUUCGCGUCGAUAGUGUCGUCGAGUGAAGCUACGUCCAAAAGUCAUCUUCCUCGAGAGAAUGACGGAGAUCGGUUAAGAAUCGUUCGUAUCACGGCAAAGGGUGAUGUGGAGGAUGCAGGAGGGUAGAAUCGUGUCGCCUCUGGGACCGGUCGUCCUGCCUAGGGAGGAGGCGGACACGCGCGUUCCACUUUCGAUGCCUUCGCAGGAAAGGAGGCACGUGUUGCUGCACGUACGCACUGCCGAUCCUUUCCUCCGUUACGAAAACGUCAGGGGGCAACAACAAACGAGCACGGCCGGUCAACAGCAAGUACCUUCGUCCUCGCCUCCGCCGCAUCAACAGCCACCGAGCUCGCUUUCGAGUCCAAGCGUAACGACGAUCUCGCCGAUCUUGAGAGCAGUCGCGAGGACUACCGAAGAAUUGGACGGGUCCAGGAAUAUAGAUAGGAAGAACGACGUCGACAUUGAAAUGGAGGAGGAGGAGGAGGAGGAAGAAGAGGACCGGAAGGAACGGGAAGCCGACGAAGAGGACGACGACGAGGACAUGGAAGACGAUAGGAAAACGAUAGAGAGGAGAAACAGGAGUAUGGGAGAGGAAGAGGAGGAGGAGGAGGAGGAACAAGAGGAGGACGACGAAGACGAUAGCAGGGAAAACAGAGACGAGGAGGACGUGGAAGUUGACGUUUGCAGAGAGGAAGGUCCGGAAAGCAAUCCCAGCAGUCCGGUCGACUUAACGGCACCCUCGUCGAGGGGUACCGAUCAACAACUCUUCCUAAAUCCCUUUGGAACCCGCAUGACGCACAGUUUUUCUUGCGUUCAAGGAACUGGACCAGGUGGCGGACACCACGGUGGAGUUCAAAUGGCACCGCACAAUACGCCGUCGGUCUACAUCUCUGGUCACGUCGCCACUGGUUCCGCGGUAAUGACGAUUUGUUCCGGCGGAAACGCGAGCUCGCGAACCGCGACUGGAAAUAUAACGAGCACGACGGCGACCAACACCGUACCACCCACUACCAAGAGGUGCUUAGCAUUCUCGGUUGAAAACAUACUCGAUCCAAACAAAUUCACAGGCGGACGCGUUAUCCACAAUCGGGUGCAACACCAGCGCCAUCGUCGAUCUGGCAGCGUAAACGAAGACGGAGACUCCCGAGGCGAGUUUGCCUGUGGCAGCGGUCAAGAGGAUGAGGAGGGUACCGUGGAAACUGCGAUGGAAGAAACGGAAGAGGACGUGGAGGAGGACGACGAGGAGGAGGAUAUCGAGAUGAGAGUGGUCGAUCGUGAUUCCUCUAACGUAACUCGUGACGUUACGAAUCAAACCUCGAUUGGUCCUAACAACAACAACAACAACAACAACAACAACAACAAUAACAACAAUAACAACAACAAUAACAAUAACAACGGUACGUCGAACGGUUGCAAAAAGAGACAAUCCUCUUCCUCGUCCUCUUCAUCGUCCAGCAGCGUCCAAGUACAGAACUGUCAGAGUCAAAACGGUCAAGGACAAAACUCUCAAAACGGUUCGAGUAAUGGUGGGGGUAGUGGGGGUGGUAGUGGUGGUGGCGGUGGUGGUGGUGGUAGUGGUGGUGGUGGUGGUGGUGGUGGUGGUGGUGGUAGUACAGGUGGCAAACCAAGAAGAGCUAGGACUGCCUUUACGUACGAACAACUGGUAGCUCUGGAGAACAAAUUCAAAACUACGAGAUAUCUCUCGGUAUGCGAACGCCUCAAUUUAGCUCUGUCUUUAUCCCUGACCGAGACUCAGGUGAAGAUUUGGUUCCAAAAUCGACGGACCAAAUGGAAGAAACAAAAUCCUGGAUUGGACGUGAAUAGUCCAACGGUACCAACGACACCUCCUCAUCCGUCACCGUACGCACCAGCCUUCUUAUUUGCCGCUCAUCCUCAUCAACAUCCCUUACCGCACUCUCAUGCUCAUCCGCACCCACACUCGCACGCUCACGUUCAUCAUCCGUCGGCCGUGGCACCGCCACCACCUGGCUAUUAUCAUCAUCCAGCGGCACCACCAACGGCCUAUGCUCCUCCAGGAGCCACCUUCUUCGGACAUCACCUGCCUACGACGCCAACUGCCACGGCUUCUGCCUCGGCAUCGGCGGCAACUUCCACUCCUUCCUCUACCUCGGUCCUUGCCCUAUCCUCGCACACGCAUACACACGCGCAUCCUCAUCCCCAUGCGCAUCCGCACGCGUAGCGAACUCGAAAAUCCUGUUCCUCGAUCGAAUCUUAGGCUUCUUCUCGCUGCGAAGCCAAUUUUCUCACCUUUGUAAUAUAUUCCAUUUGUUUCAUUGAAAGAAGGAGGCGAGAGAGAGAGAGAGAGAGAGAGAGGACUGGAAAGUGAAAGUUUCGUGACGAAACAUGUCGUGAUUUUUUUUCGUCUCUUUUCUCUCUCCCCUCCCCCCCCCUCUCUCUCUCUCUCUCUCCUUUUCACCAUCGAAGGAGGGAAGUAGAUUCUAUCCCAAAGUUCGUAGCUUUAAGGUAUGCGUGUGAGCGAAUAGACGUACGAGUGCAUUUGAAUAUACGAAAGUGAAAAAGGGGGAGAGAGAGAGAGAGAGAGAGACUAUAUUGCGAGAGAGUAUGCAAGUGCAAAUACGCGAGAAAUCAAAAUGAAUUUAGCGAAAAACACACGGACACGCAGAGAGACACGAAAACAGAGACAUACACGUACGUACAUAAAUACAUACACAAAGUUGCUCGACCACACGGAAUACAAGACAAAUUUAUUGUGCUGAAAUUGUGCAAAAACGAACGGCGUGAGGCGCAACGAGCGUUCCUCUGUAAAAUAAAUGCCUACCAUACGUUACGCUCGUAAA